Molecule: messenger RNA, 3583 nt
Organism: Mugil cephalus (flathead mullet)
Lineage: Eukaryota; Metazoa; Chordata; Actinopteri; Mugiliformes; Mugilidae
Exons: 4
Coding region: 333-1088 (251 amino acids)
Source: RefSeq, a predicted model, not a curated record
AGCAGUGGAGGAGGACACACUGUCAGCAAAGCCCGAACAGACAUGAGACAACUCGCUGCAGCUUCUCAACACUUUCUUUUUUUUUUAGUUUUCAUGGAUUAAUCUGAGACCAGCAGAGCAAAUAUUCACCGCCUGGGACGCUUGACAUGGAGUAAGACGUUUUAUUAUCCUCCCGACUUGGACUUUUUGACAUCUUUCCUUGCGACUCCUUUUCGCCGGUACCGUCCCGCGGUUUGAACCUUUUUCUCUGAUGUCCCCCUGUUACCGCCGGGCUCAGACCUGCGCAGGACAGCAUCACCACGGAACAACACACACGCAAACUUUCCACUGAGAUGGCCCGAGCGGAGACCAUCGAGAGUGUUGGAGAACCCGUAGGAGGAAGAGGAGGCGGAGGAGGAGGCGGAGGAGGAGGAAAUGGCCCUGUUCACUGCUACGAUUGCCGCAUGGAGGUGCCGCGACCCCUCCACACCUGGCCGUGCCUGCGCAACACCACCACCGCCACCACCACCACCACAGGCUUCGGUCCCGUCCACCUGCACCCUAAUCACCACCUGCACCCUUUCCGGGCUCUCUACCUGUCGUACUCGCUGCCUUCGCACCACCCGGAGGCCGAGGAGGAGGAGGAGGAGGAGGAGGAGGAGCCCCGCCGCACGGCGCUAUCGCCAUCAUCGACGCCUCCUCCUCCUCCUCCUAUGCCGCCGAGGCACAGGAGAAACGAGGGGAGCGGAGAUGGAGUCUCAGGAGAACAGCCAGGAUCGGACAGAGAGGAGCGCCGCGAGGCCUCCAGACGGCACGGACCCCUGCCUGACCUGCUGCCCCAAAACGAGCACCCGUCCUGGGCUGCACCGCACCACAACCACCACCACCACCACCACCAGCACCACCACCAAGCCCCCACAGGAGAGGCAGCGCUGGAGGCGGACAUCAUGAGAGUGGCCAACCAGCUCAGGACAAUUGGAGAUGAAUUCAACUCCACAGUCAUCCGCAGAGUGCGUCUUGCCCCCCGCUGGCAGGACUGGAGAGACGUCUGCCGGGGACUCGUCAACUUCCUGGCCCAGACCCUCAGUCCUCUCUACAGGCUCACGUAAACCGAUGUCUCACCUGCAGCCACAGGUUAAAGACUAGUUUUAUUUUUUUUUUUGUUUUGGACUCAGUCUGGACUUGGUUACGACCCCGACUGGUUGCUGCACUGUCAUUGGUUUGAUUCAGGAACACGGCCUGAAAGAAAAAAACUUUUUGCUUGAACAAAAAACGGGAGGAUGAGAUCGGCGGCAGCUGGAGGAGGAUUGAGACGCUCCCUGUGGAAACUGGACCCUGUCUGUCUGUCUGUCUGUCUGUCUGCAUGACGGCCCGUCUGUCCGGUCAGUCGCUCAGUCUGCUGGUACAGACUGCAGCUGGCGGACAGACGGCCACUUAUAUAUGUGUAUAUUCUGUAAAGUGACUUUUGUUUUUGUCUUUGUCAUGUGUCUCGGGGUUCGGCCGUUUAUGUAGCAGGUGUGUGUGUGUGCGCAUGGAAGACCUCGGUCAAACACAUUCUAAGAUAAUUCGAACGCAUAUACAAACAAAGAAAAGUACAGAAGUGUCUGCGCGUCUGUCGCCCCGAGGUGUUAAUUUAAAGUUAAACGUUUGCAGAUUUGACCCUCGUCUGAUGUGUGCGUGUUGCCGGUUGUGUCUUCAUCGAUCGUGCAACCCCGUGUCCCCGUUCUUCUAAACUGUGAAACCGGACGCCGUGGUUGCAUCGCAGGGAAACGUCGGGUGUUAAUCCACUACGGAGCAAAGCAAAGCACAGAGUGAACCUCUCACCCUAUCGGCUUCACUUCAUCCUCCAAUGUGCCUUUUUUUUUUUUUGUUUUUGCUUUUUUUUGUUUUUUUUUUUGCUUUGCGUCCUGUUGAGGCUUAAUCCCCAACACCAGGACAAUCAACUACACACACACACACACUCAUGAAUACACACACAGUGAAUGAAACACACACUCUGUUUAGUUGCUGUGUUUGUCUAAAUUCAAAUGUCAUCCGAUCACAAUUCCAGCUUCAGUCGAACUUCAGUUAUUUCAGGACAGAUGCAUCUUAAUUAAUCACAAUGCACACACACACACACACAGAUACACAACUCUUCAUACUGCCAGUGUUGGGAGCUGGCAGGGUUUCGCCCGCCUGUGUCGUCAGUGUUUAUAGUUUCUAGACAGACUAUAAAUGCUCUUUUGGAAGAAGAAUUCAUCUUAUCCAAAAGUUUAAAUGACUUUAUAAGUACUUAACGAAGCGAAGAGAGUUCACUGUGUUCGCGAGAUGUUUCUUUUUCUCUUUUAAUUCCUUUUUUAAUGUAUUUCUGAGCGACCACUGGCAACAGUAGAGCAGGUCUGAAUUUAAAUCCAGUGGAUUUGAGAAGGUAUUCCAUGAGUUAAAGAAAACACAAAAACAAAUAAUAUGAUUGGGGAUCACUUGAUUGUUGGAAAGUAUUUGAUGGUGGAAAAUGUAAAACGAGCUCUUCGGUUGUGCGAUUACUUUCACUGUAGUUUAAGAGAAGAUGAUGUUGCUCAUAUUAAGAGCGUAAUUUAUUUUGAUAAGUAGCCUACCUGUAGCUCGUUGUUUAAUUUUUUUCUCUGGUUAAAAAAAUGUAAAUGUAUUUAUUUUUUUUUUCAUACAUUCCUGAUCAAAAUAUGAUUGAAGCUGUAUUUGAGUUGAAAUUGUUGAAGCAGUUUGAAGCUAUGAAGCUGUCACUGAACUCGCUCACUCAGGAGCUCUUGUCCACAUUUCCCAUGAUAAUAAAAAGUGACUCGGAUCAUUUACAACGGUACAUGUGAGAGAAAAAAAAAAAAAAGAAGUAAGUGUUUAUAUGAUAAAUAUUACUCAAACAGACUAUUACAGACUGAAAGUGAUGUUAUUCGAUGGGAAAGUACCAAAAUUCUCCAAACUCUCAAACAGGCUUUAAAUGACUGAACUGGAACCUGCUGUCAGGUAUUUCUGUGUGAUAUUAGAGAGUGGCAACACACAGAUUUAUGUACUGUAUGUACUUUGAAUUAAGGACUUAAUGGAGUAUUUCAACUUUUAUUUGAGGAAGCUCUUAGGAUGAAAAAUCUCAUCAGGUUUUCUUUUUUCACACCACUCUCACUUGGCCUUAGUUUCACUGUUUGUGUAUAUUUUUUAGCACAGGGCCUUGUUAUUUUAACAUUUCUGAGAGCCUUGAUGUAUAAAGUCAUAUAACUUGGAUGUUCAGCUAACUCGGGGCUAAGCGGAGAACAAACUAUGCUAGCAUGCUAGACACCUAUUACUGCUUGUGUGUUCAUAUUCGUGGAGCGGUUCGCUAGCUGCACUUCGGCCACUCAUGCUGUCAUCACAUAUCAUUCAACCUGCAGGAGAUCCGAGGACUUAGCCUGGUUAUUUUUUUGUUUUUUUCAAAAUAUUUCAGUCUGAUAUGUGAGGGUGCACUUCCUGGUUGAGCACUCGCACCCUUCCCACCAGCAGAGCUCAGUGUCAGUCACAUGCAGUGUGUGUUUGCUGUUUUUAAACUUUUUCUAUUGUAAAAUUUCUACAUGAAUUUUGUACUUUUUUCUUUUUUAUACAAUAAAAUUUAAGAAUAAACAUA